UUAUAGUUUUGUUGGUUAGUUCUUUUUUGCCAAACUAACUAUAAAACUCCCCUGUUCUUUUGAAGAUAUAGUUCAGUUUUCACAAGUCAACGACAAAGUAAGAACGUAUAGACAUGAGAUCUUUUAUUAUUCUAGGAUUUUUGGCAGUAGCCAGUGCUGGUACCUUACCCGGCUACAAUUAUGCACAAGGAUCAUCUGGUAACCUUGUUGGACAAGGAUCAACCAUUUCUUACAACAGUGGAAGUAGUAACUUGAACGGAGGACUUUUCGGUUCAGACAGCAGCUCAGGAUCCUUGGGAAGCUCUUCAAAUUUGAUCAGCACUGGAGGAUACUCUUCUGGAGGCCAAAUCAUCAGCAGCGGCGGUGGAUACGGUAGCUCUUCCGGAGGACAAUUGAUCAGCAGCGGCGGCGGAUACGGCAGCUCUUCAGGAGGCCAAUUGAUCAGCAGCGGCGGUGGAUACGGCAGCUCCUCUGGAGGACAAUUGAUUAGCAGCGGCGGUGGAUACGGCAGCUCUUCCGGAAGCCAAUUGAUCAGCACCGGUGGAAUCAGCAGUGGAGGAUAUGGUGGCUCUUCUGGAAGCCAAUUGAUCAGCGGAGGAGGCUAUGGAGGUAGCUCAGGAGGUAUCAUCAGCAGCGGUGGUGGAUAUGGAAGCAGCUCAGGUGGAUACAGACAAGGAAGCUCCGGCGGUACCACCCUCAACAUUGGACUCAACGCCCUUGACUCUGUUCCACAAACCGUUGAAUACAGCAAACAAUUCUACACCUUCGUUGCACCCGAAGAAGCUCGUGAAGAAGGACAAGUCCAGAAGCAAUUGAGCAAUGUCUUGAAGAAGAAUCUCCAAGUUGUGUUCAUCAAGGCCCCCGAAAACAACGCUGCCACCAGUGCUGCUUUGCAACUCGCUAAACAAGCUAUCGAACAAAGAACAGCUAUCUACGUUCUUACCAAGCAAGCUGACGGUUCUCAAUUGGUUGGACAACUCCAACAAAUCCAAGAGAACGUACAAACAACACCUGAGGUUAAAUUUGUGAAAUACAGGACCAACGAAGAUGUUCUACGUGCCAAGUCUGAAAUUCAAGCUCAAUACGAUAACUUUGGAGGAGCUUCCGAAAACUUUGAUGGUGGUGUUGCACCAGUUUUGAAUUAUGCUAGUGCUGGAGAAACUAAACAAGUUAGCUUUGGUGGUUCAUCUGGAGGUUCAUAUGGAUCAGGACAAAUCAUUGGAGGUGGAAGCAGUUAUGGAUCAGGACAAUUGAUUGGUGCUGGUUCAUCUCAAUCUGGCUCAGCUCAAUUGAUUGGUGGAGGUUCAUCAGGAAGUAGUUUCGGUUCAGGUUCAUCAACUGGAUUCACCUCAGGAUCUUCAGGAAGCAAUUUCGGCUCUGGAUCAUUGAUUGGUUCAGGUUCAAACCAAAUUACCACAUCAAAAGUUAUCUCUUCAGGAAGCAAUCUCGGUUCUGGUAGCGGUUUCGGUUCAGGAAGCAGUUUCGGCUCGGGCAGUCUCGGCUCGGGCAGUAUCGGCGGCGGUUCCGGAAGCAGUUUCAGUUCUGGAAGUGGUUUCAGUUCAGGAUCCGGAUCAGGAUCUGGUUUCGGUUCAACUGGUGGAGUUAGCAAAACUAUCACCAAGACCACACAAACCCAAUCAACUAACUACUCGUCCCCAACCCAAAUUAUUAAGAAGAAAUAAGUCUGAAAGUUAGUGUUUAGACAAGUAAGGUUAUUUCAUAAGCUUUCAUUUGUUUUUAUUUUUUUGAUAAUAAAAAAAUAAA
This is a messenger RNA of Episyrphus balteatus (marmalade hoverfly), 1764 nucleotides long. RefSeq names its product keratin, type I cytoskeletal 9-like. The record is from RefSeq and is a predicted model, not a curated record. NCBI's taxonomy places the organism in Eukaryota, Metazoa, Arthropoda, Insecta, Diptera, Syrphidae. The coding region runs from base 114 to 1682 and encodes 522 amino acids. The transcript has 2 exons.